Messenger RNA from Notodromas monacha, 1058 nucleotides. The record is from the annotation of a GenBank genome assembly. NCBI's taxonomy places the organism in Eukaryota, Metazoa, Arthropoda, Ostracoda, Podocopida, Cyprididae.
AGAAACGAGUGCUUACUUCAGCUGUGAUUGCUGUCGAGUGAGAUGACGAUAAUUACCGACGAAGGAGUGGAUCUAACCGAAGAUGAAGCAAAGCUGUAUGAUCGCCAGAUUCGACUUUGGGGCUGGGAUGCCCAAAAACGGCUGAGGGGCUCGAAGAUUUUGGUGUACGGAAUGAGUGGCUUAGGUGCAGAAGUCGUGAAAAACGUCGUCUUGGCAGGAGUGAAGUCCAUGACUGUGAUGGACCCUGAAAUAACGACUGCUGAAAACUCGUACACGAACUUUUUUCUGCCUGUCGAGAAAAUUGGGGAAAAUAGAGCAUCAGCAGCAGUAAACGCCAUCAAGGCCCUGAAUCCGUCAGUGGAGGUUCUCGCAGAGACGGACAAGUUGGAGAGCAAAAAUGACUCCUUUUUCGACCAGUUCGAUGCAGUUUGUCUGGUAGGGGCAUCACAGAAGCAGAUCAUACGUGUCAACGACAUUUGCGCUGCCCUGCACAAGAAGUUCUUUUGCGCCGACGUUUUUGGCUUCUACGGAUAUGUCUUCACGGACUUGGGUGUACAUAAAUACACGGAGGAAGUGGAAGUGUCGCAGCCUUCCGACCCAAAAAAGCCAAAACUGGAUACUGUUACUAAAACGUUCAUGAAAACAAGAGCAUUUGUCCCAUUCAAAGACACUUUGGAUCUCGUCUGGACCGAAGGUGACUUCAAAGGUCGUGUUAAGAAAGUGGAUGUCACUCUUUUCAUCAUCCAAGCCUUGAUGGCAUUCGUGGACGCGAAAGGAAGACUUCCAUCUGUCGAUACUCUGGAGGCGGACAAGAAGUCUCUAACUGAACUAACGGAAUCGAUUCUUGAAAAAGGCAAUGUGCCUAAAGACAAGCUGCCCCUGGAUUUCGUUGAUAAUGUAUUCGGAUGCUUGAUGCCAGUUUGUGCGAUUGUUGGCGGAGUCUUGGGUCAAGAGAUCAUUAAAGCCUGUUCGCACAAAGAUCCACCGUUCAACAACACAUUUUUGUAUGAUGGCAUUAACUCGUCUGGAACUGUCCAAUGUCUCAAAAAAUGAUCUGC